CCCGCCUCACUCGGGGACGGCAGCAGCGGGACGGAGUCCGCUGCCUCCUCCGGCUGCUAGAGGCCCCAGGGCCCCGCUGUGCGCCUCCACCGCCACGGCAGGUCCUGCUGGGGACUUGCAUCUGGCCUCAAUGUGAAAUUAAGGUAGAAAAACACAUCUUCAUAUGUGUUUGCUAGUAGGAUUUAGUUUAUUCACUGGUCAUGCCUGAAGAGUGAUGUUCGUCUCUAGAUGGCUAACUGCCAGGAAAUAUAAAUGAUUGUCCUAGAAGUCAAGCCUCUCUCCUAUUUACUGGAGUGAAAAUCACCUCCAGAUAUCGACGGAAUAUCAGCUACAGAAAAUGCUUCACGUUAUAAGGAUGCCAACCACCUAGAUUCAUGCGCCCUAUCUGUACAAUUGUUGUGGAUGGUUUGCCAUCUGAAAGCUCCUCAAGCUCUUAUCCAGGCCCUGUAUCUGUUUCUGAAAUGUCUCUGCUUCAUGCUUUGGGCCCAGUGCAGACCUGGCUGGGACAAGAGCUAGAGAAGUGUGGCAUUGAUGCCAUGAUAUAUACUCGGUAUGUCCUCAGUCUUCUGCUGCAUGAUAGCUAUGACUACGACCUGCAGGAACAGGAGAAUGACAUCUUCCUGGGCUGGGAAAAAGGAGCUUACAAGAAAUGGGGAAAGAGUAAGAAAAAGUGUUCUGAUCUAACACUAGAGGAAAUGAAAAAACAGGCAGCUGUCCAGUGUCUUCGCUCUGCUUCUGAUGAAAGCUCUGGGAUCGAAACUUUAGUGGAGGAACUUUGCUCCAGACUAAAAGACCUUCAGAGUAAGCAAGAGGAGAAGAUUAACAAAAAGUUAGAGGGUUCUUUGUCUCCUGAGGCUGAUUUAUCUCCCACAGCAAAGGAUCAAGUGGAAAUGUAUUAUGAAGCAUUUCCUCCUCUUUCUGAGAAGCCAAUUUGCCUGCAAGAAAUUAUGACUGUAUGGAAUAAAUCGAAAGUUUGCUCUUACUCUAGCUCCUCAUCUUCAUCCAAUGCUCCACCAACUAGCACUGAUACAUCCUCUCCAAAGGACUGCAAUAGUGAAAGUGAAGUAACUAAAGAGAGAAGUAACAAAGUGUCUGCCACUGUACAUGAAAGAAGCCAGCAGAAAAAAAGUAAAACUGAGAGAGAGAACAAGUUCAGUAAUGGCACUGUUGAAGAUAAGCCUGCUUUAUAUAAAAAGCAAGUCCGACAUAAGUCUGAGGGAAAGAUGCGUCCUCGCUCCUGGUCGUCUGGUUCCAGUGAAGCAGGCUCAAGUUCAAGUGGUAAUCAAGGUGAAUUAAAAGCAUCAGUGAAAUGUAUUAAAGUAAGACAUAAAACAAGGGAGGUUCGAAAUAAAAAGGGGCGGAAUGGGCAAAGCAGGCUUUCAGUGAAGACUGGUGAAAAGACCGAAAGAAAAAUCCAUAGUGGAAGUAGCAGCAGCAGUGGAUCGAUCAAACAGCUGUGUAAAAGGGGUAAAAGACCAAUAAAAGAAAUUGGAAGGAAAGAAACUGGCAGUAAUGAUGGAAAAGAUCUGUAUUUAAACAGCAGAAACGAAAAGGAAUAUAAAGAAGAACCCUUAUGGUAUACUGAGCCGAUUACAGAAUACUUUGUUCCUCUGAGCAGAAAAAGUAAGCUUGAGACUACAUACCGCAACAGACAAGAUACGUGUGAUAUAACAUCAGAGGCUGUAGAAGAAUUGUCCGAAUCAGUGCAUGGUCUUUGUAUUAGCAACAAUAAUAUUCAUAAAACAUACCUCGCAGCAGGUACUUUUAUUGAUGGUCACUUUGUAGAAAUGCCUGCAGUUCUAAAUGAGGAUAUUGACCUCACUGGGACCUCAAUAUGUUCUCAACCAGAGGACGAUAAAUAUUUGGAUGAUGUUCAUCUGUCAGAACUAACACACUUCUAUGAAGUGGAUAUUGAUCAAUCCAUGUUGGAUCCUGGUGCCUCAGAUAAAAUGCAAGGAGAAAGUCGGAUUUUGAAUAUGAUUCGACAAAAAAGUAAAGAGAAAUCUGAUUUUGAGGCAGAAUGUUGCAUAGUGUUAGAUGGAAUGGAGUUGCAAGGGGAAAGUGCAAUAUGGACAGAUUCAACCAGCUCUGUUGGUGCUGAAGGGUGGUUCUUGCAAGACCUUAGUAAUUUAGCUCAAUUUUGGGAGUGCUGUUCAUCUUCUAGCUCUGGUGAUGCAGAUGGAGAAAGUUUUGGAGCAGAUUCUCCUAUCUUAGACAGCACAAUGCUUAAUUCACACAUGCUUGCUGGCAAUCAAGAGCUCUUUUUGGAUAUUAAUGAAGGGUCUGGUAUAAACUCUUGUUUUUCAGUGUUUGAAGUGCAAUGCAGAAAUUCUGUUUUACCAUUUUCUUUUGAAACACUCAAUUUGGGAAAUGAAAAUGCAGAUUCUAGUAGCAGUGCUAAUAUGCUUGGAAAGACACAGUCUAGAUUGCUCAUAUGGACCAAAAAUAGUGCCUUUGAUGAAAAUGAACACUGUUCCAAUCUUUCAACAAGAACUUGUAGUCCAUGGUCACACUCGGAAGAAACACGUUCAGACAAUGAAACUUUAAAUAUUCCAUUUGAAGAAUCCACACAAUUUAAUGCAGAAGAUAUAAAUUAUGUAGUUCCUAGGGUGUCUUCAAGUUACGUAGAUGAAGAAAUUCUAGAUUUUUUUCAAGAAGAAACUUGCCAGCAACAAGCUAGAACUUUAGGAGAAAUGCCCACUUUGGUUUUCAAAAAAAAAUCUAAACUAGAAUCUGUCUGUGGUAUUCAGCUAGAACAAAAAGGAGAAGGUAAAGAUUAUGAAACAACACAAGUGUCUAGUGAAAGCAGCCCACAUGGAGAUGGCUAUAGCUCAGGGGUUAUUAAAGACAUUUGGACAAAUAUGACAGACAGAAAUUCUGCAGCAAUAGUAGAGAUAGAAGGAAUAGAAGAUGAAUUGUUUUCAACUGAUGUAAAUAACUACUGCUGCUGCUUAGAUACUGAAGCAAAAGUUGAAAUCCUCCAGGAACCUAAUAAGGCAGUGCAGAGAUCAGAGUAUCAUCUUUGGGAAGGUCAAAAAGAGAACUUGGAGAAGAGAGCAUUUGUUGCAAAUGAUUUAUCAGAAAUAGAUGGUGGUGAUUAUACUACACCAUCAAAACCUUGGGACAUAAACCAGGAUAAAGAAAACUCAUUUAUACUUGGUGGUGUGUAUGGGGAGCUCAAAACAUUUAAUAGUGAUGGAGAAUGGGCACUAGUGCCCCCCAGUCACGCAAAAGGAAGCUUAUUACAGUGUGCAGCUUCUGAUGUAGUGACAAUAGCUGGUACAGAUGUCUUCAUGACACCAGGAAACAGCUUUGCUCCUGGUCACAGGCAAUUAUGGAGGCCAUUUGUAUCAUUUGAACAGAAUGAGCAAUCGAAGAAUGGAGAUAAUGGAUUGAAUAAGGGGUUUUCUUUUAUCUUCCAUGAAGACUUACUGGGAGCUUGUGGUAACUUUCAAGUCGAAGAACCUGGACUUGAAUAUUCAUUCUCUUCCUUUGACCUGAACAAUCCAUUUUCACAAGUUCUUCAUGUAGAGUGUUCAUUCGAACCAGAAGGAAUUGCAUCUUUCAGCCCUAGUUUUAAACCCAAAUCAAUUCUGUGCUCUGAUUCAGACAGUGAAGUUUUUCAUCCCAGGAUAUGUGGUGUUGACAGGACGCAGUACAGGGCUAUACGGAUUUCUCCAAGAACUCACUUUCGCCCAAUUUCUGCAUCUGAGCUUUCUCCAAGGGGUGGAAGUGAGUCAGAAUUUGAGUCAGAAAAAGAUGAAGGAAGUAUUCCAGCCCCUUCCCAAGUAGACGUGUUUGAAGAUCCACAAGCAGAUCUCAAACCACUAGAAGAAGAUGCAGAAAAAGAAGGGCAUUACUAUGGAAAGUUAGAGCUUGAAUCUGGAAAAUUCCUUCCCAGAUUAAAGAAGUCUGGAAUGGAGAAGAGUGCACAAACAUCACUGGAUUCCCAGGAAGAAUCAGCUGGAAUGUUGCCAGUUGGAAACCAAAAUCCCUGCUUAGAGUGCAGUAUGAAAGAAUCACUAGAUAUGAGGGAUAUGGAAAAUUCCAGAAUAAACUGCAGAAUAGUGGAGCAACAUGAAGAAAUAAACAGGUUUUGCAGUUGCAAAGCAGGUUGCCAUUUCCCUACAUAUGAGGAUAAUCCUGUUUCUUCAGGAGAGCUGGAAGAGUUUCCUAUAUUGAACGCUGAUCUGCAAACAACGAGUGGCAGCCAGGAAAAGAAGUCCUGGUGGGAAAAGGCACUCUAUUCUCCCCUCUUUCCUGCAUCACAGUGUGAUGAAUGUUACACAAAUGCCAAGGGAGAGAAUGGUGUAGGAGAAUACCCAGAUGUAAAGGAAGUUCCCAACAAUGAAGAACAUCUUUUAGAUUUUAAUAUGGUUUCUUCUGUUCAUGAAGCAAGGUGUACAGAUGGUAGAAAUUCUGGAGCAAAACCAAAUGGCUUCAGGAAGAAAAUAUACUCCAGUGAUAGCUCCAGCUCUGAAGAGACAGCUUCAGAAGGUGGAAGUGAAUGGGCUGAUCCUUGUGAGGAGGAGCUUUUUUCUCGAACUCACCUAUAA
This is a messenger RNA of Emys orbicularis (European pond turtle), 4556 nucleotides long. Its product is annotated as KIAA0232 ortholog. The transcript has 9 exons. Bases 375 to 4556 code for a protein of 1393 amino acids. The record is from RefSeq and is a predicted model, not a curated record. Lineage: Eukaryota; Metazoa; Chordata; Testudines; Emydidae.